AUGGAUGUACAAGAGUACUUUUACUACGCGGAGGCUGGACCAUCUUACAUCCGUCCUUCAGCAACUGCUUCUUCGCCACCUCGCCAGUACCAGCAGCAAUCUCUGUCCAUGGAUGACUGGGACUAUCACGGCUCCAACCCCAAUGUGUCGCCCUCAGGUUCCUCAAUCGACACGCCCGUGAGCGACGCGCCGGCGGCCUUUUCGUACCCGUAUAUUGCGGGUGAACAGAUCGUCGCGCCAGACUUUCCAGCUGCAACAUAUGCAGAGCAACAACAAUCGUGGCAUAUUUCACCGCCGCCGGUGAUGCAGAGCAAAAACUCGCUCAGCGAUGCUCUUGGGUCGUUCAGUUAUGAACGCGCGCCACAGCCAUCGCACAUCACGUCCCUGAAUGCCGGCUAUUACGCCGGUCAACAAGACUGCCAUCAUGCUACAUAUCCCACGCAGCCGCAACAGGAGCAGAUGGUAGCCGUUUCCCAUACCUUGCGCAACAACACGGCGAGCGCCUUUGCGAGCGUCCCAUCACACCAUCCACACGCUCAGAUGUAUUCGAUCCAUCACGGAUAUGGCGUACAACAACAGAAGUCUCAUCAUUCGCCGCCUGUCCAACAACAACAACGACAACAACAGCCGGCGUACUUGCCGGCAAGCUCUUCCCAGUCCCACUCCUACCCGAGCGCGCACACACAACAGCCUUAUCCGGCUUCAAUGUACUCGCACGUACCACUCGCCCCUCCUCAAGGACACGCUGCGCAGGAGUACCGGGCGACGCAACAGCCCGCUGCCGUGCAGGCACCCCUGUACCACCCUAAGCCACAGCACCCGCUUCCCGAGUGGACGAAGCAACCGGAGUUGGUUUCAGGUCCGGGUGUGACGCCCGCGCAUGUCGCGUCCGCACCAGCUCCUGCGCGUGUAGACGUUGGCGGCACGCAUCAGCAAUAUCAUCAUUCUGCGUAUCCUGUGCAGGCUCCGUUCCAAUUCGGACACGUCGUGUCCGUGGGCCAAGAGCAAGCUGAAGAGGAGGAGGAGGAGAUGUAUGAUGACGAGGAUGAAGAAUACGAUGAUGAGUACGAGAGGGAUGCACCGGAGGUCAGACAGGAGCGUCCUGUGCUGGAUUCCUCAUCGCUGCUCUUCCAGCCCAUCUCCGCUGCAGUGCAGUCUCGCUUUGCCCCGAAAUCUUCUGUGACUUCGUCCGCACCGGCAGCACCCACGGCAGCGCCUAAUGUCCCAGCUCCGACUUCGCAGCCCCAACAGCAAUACCCGAUGCUUCCGCUGGGCAUAUCUGCGCCGGCUUACUGGGCGUGA
Messenger RNA from Peniophora sp. CBMAI 1063, 1302 nucleotides. NCBI's taxonomy places the organism in Eukaryota, Fungi, Basidiomycota, Agaricomycetes, Russulales, Peniophoraceae. The record is from the annotation of a GenBank genome assembly.